Molecule: messenger RNA, 1133 nt
Organism: Sciurus carolinensis (gray squirrel)
Lineage: Eukaryota; Metazoa; Chordata; Mammalia; Rodentia; Sciuridae
Gene: Prr32
Product: proline rich 32
Exons: 2
Coding region: 114-1001 (295 amino acids)
Source: RefSeq, a predicted model, not a curated record
CAAGCCUCUCUAAGGCAGAAGCACAAAUUGUUUCUCCAGACUGACUUGGCCUGUGUGGGUGUUCAGCUGGUUUUCUAUACCUUCUCAUGAAUAAAUACUGAUCUUAUUUCUCCAUGGCUUGUACUCAAAAUGUCCUUGGAGGGCAUGGCCCUUCCCCUGCAGCGGUAGCUGUGCACAAAAAUGGGAACAAGGAUCUGUGUCCUGAUGUAUCCCUCCAGUGUCCGAAUUCCAUGCAGAAGAAUGAUGAGGAUGGUGCUGCAAACUGGGACCGCCCUCACAUCCAACUCAGACCACCGUUCAAUAUGCUGACAGAGCUGACAGGAGACCAACUGAAGGGCCCUGAUGACCGAACAGGCUCCGGCAUUCCUGAUCUUUCAAGAGCUGUCAGACAACCCUAUGUGCUACCACCUGCUGUUGCAGUAGAGUCCCUAGCAACAGAGGGAGUAAAUAGCUCUGAGGGGCUGCCAAGCUGGAGGCCGAAGGGACAUGAUUCUAUUAAUGUAUCCCAGAAAGUCUCUGGCAGCUUUCCAGCACUAGUGGUAGGGGGCACAAGAGUCAGCAGUGUGGGUAGUGAGAGAGGUGGCAAUACUGCAAAAUCAUUCCCAGCUUUGCCACGAGGCCGAGGGUUCUUUCCACUUAGGGAACCACAAGUAAGAGGUCCUUCAUUUGUUCCCGCCCUUAGAUCGGGGAUAAUGAUGGAGGUGCCAUUGGGUAAUACUAGAGUAGCCUGCAACAAUGGAAGGUUGGCUCAUGUUUCUUUCCCACCUGUGGGCCCAAGACACCCAAGGCCUAUGCCUAUGUCUUCCAGUGUUCCGGGUUUACCUUGCUCUACUGCUCAUUGCUUCAUACCUGCCCCACCUCCAAGUUUUAAUCCAUUUUUCAUUAAGCCUAUUGCUUUUGCACCUCCUCCAGUAUUUGGUCCUCCACUGUCACCUUAUUUUGCUCAUUUGCAUUCUGGAAGAAUGCCUUUUCCUGCAUCCUUAAACAAAGAGCUCAAGUGAUAACAAAAACGGGAAGAAGAAAGUCAGGGUUGGAAAAGAACUUUCAUUUACUCAAUUACAUGUUAAUAUUUGAAACUCCUUACCCUCCACAAUCUAUUUCACACUAAUGUGCCUUACAAAACUGGAUAUUCA